Prunus armeniaca (apricot) is the source of this 864-nucleotide messenger RNA. The record is from the annotation of a GenBank genome assembly. NCBI's taxonomy places the organism in Eukaryota, Viridiplantae, Streptophyta, Magnoliopsida, Rosales, Rosaceae.
AUGGAGGUGGCUCGAGCCGCCACGUCAGCGACAGCGAAGAAGAAGAGGAAGAUCAACACGAACGGAGAAUCCGUCGAAUUGCCGUCUUCGUAUGCGCAGCUGAAGAAGCCGAGACGACUCGUCGUAAGUGGCGCGUCGAAAAUUGCGGCGGCGGAGGGUGUGCGGGAAGCCGAGGACGACGACGUUUCGACGUCGGAUCACGACGAGACCUCCUGUUGCUCGAGUAACGGCUCGAGUGAGCUGGUGCAUGAUGGAGACAUAAAAUUCGUAGAUCUGAAGAAGGAGAGUGAACAGGUUGGGUCGUGGAAGUAUAAUUCAAGCAGAGAAAGGAGAGAGAUGACGGCGCCUACGAGCGGGAUUCAAGCCGCAGCAGAAUUCGAGGAAGUAGAAUCCACAGUGACCGUGAGGUCGAAGGACGCCGACUCUCGACGAAGAUCAGCACCACCUAUCGAGUCAGAGCUUGAAGAAUUCUUCGCAGCCGCCGAGAAAAACAUCCAAAAACAAUUUAUGGAAAGGUAUAAUUAUGAUAUUGCCAAGGACGAGCCGGUGGAAGGACGGUACGAGUGGCAAGCUGUAGCUCUUAAAUUAGUUAAUUUAGAAGCAGAAGAAGAAUCUGAUGGAGGAGAUGGGGAGUUUUGUUUCUGCGAGUACGAUCGAGAGAGUAUCGAAGAGAACAAGAACACAAAGCUUCUAGAAUUCUACUCUCUCUUCUUCUUCACAUUUGGUGUCUCAUUCUCUCUUCAAUUUGGCCUAUCUAUCAAUCUAUCUGCUACUGUCAACUGUUUCUUUCCUUGUGUGUACCAACAACACUACGUGCCGAUGCAGUCGAUAAUUUUCAGUAUUUUUCGGCGUCAAUUGCCUUAA